CGCGUUUCAAAUCAAAGACAUGAUUAUUGUUUUAGUGAAAAGACAGUAACACCCUGGAGACUGAAACAAAACACACAGCGAAGUCCCAGUUUCUCCAUUCUCUCUCUCUCUCGAUCGACGACUGCUCUGUCGGAACCGGAGACGCGCGUCGCGGAACGAAUCUGUUUUUGAAUCUCCGGUGAUCUGAUCGAGAUGAGUAACAGUGAGCUUCUUACCGUUGAGCCUCUCGACCUUCAAUUCCCUUUUGAAUUGAGGAAGCAGAUCUCAUGCUCUCUUUACUUGACCAACAAGACCGACAAUCAUGUCGCCUUUAAGGUUAAGACAACGAAUCCGAAGAAGUAUUGCGUUAGGCCUAACACUGGAGUUGUUCUUCCACGGUCCACUUGUGAAGUUCUUGUGACAAUGCAAGCUCAAAAGGAAGCUCCUUCGGAUAUGCAGUGCAAGGACAAGUUUCUGCUUCAAGGUGUAACUGCUAGUCCUGGUAUCACGGCCAAGGAUGUUACUCCUGAGAUGUUUAGUAAAGAGGCUGGAUAUCUGGUUGAGGAGACUAAGCUGAGAGUUACUUAUGUUGCUCCACCACAACCACCAUCACCUGUCCAUGAAGGUUCGGAAGAGGGCUCUUCACCAAGGGCUUCUGUUUCUGAUAACGGACAGGCUGCUGAAUUUUCUUUUCAGAGAUUUAGCGCAGACAAGGUUGAACCUCAAGAAGGCACAUCUGAGGCAAGAGCUCUCAUCACGAAGCUAACCGAGGAAAAACAGUCUGCCAUUCAACUCAACAACAAACUUCAAAGAGAGCUGGAGCAAUUGAGACGUGACAGCAAGAGGAGCCAAAGUGGUAUCCCUUUGAUGUACGUUCUUCUGUUCGGACUAAUCGGUCUGAUUUUGGGAUACAUUAUGAAGAGCACAUAACCACCACCUCGAGUUCUUAGUCCCACACACACCGCCACAGACUUAUUUUUAACUCAAUUCUCGAGUCAGACAUUUUCUCUCUCUGUAUUUGACAAAUGUCACCUAAAAAAGGUGCUUCUAAAUGAUUUGUGUUACGGUAGUAAAAGCUUCAUAACUCAGUUUGCUUUGUUUUUAACUUUCUUUAUUUGUAAUCCAAAACCUUUUGGUGCUGAGUACUUUACCAGCUUCAAUGGCAGAAAAUUUAAUGUGCGA
Messenger RNA from Brassica rapa (field mustard), 1161 nucleotides. RefSeq names its product vesicle-associated protein 1-1. Gene Ontology annotation, biological process: endoplasmic reticulum membrane organization. Gene Ontology annotation, cellular component: endoplasmic reticulum membrane; plasma membrane. The record is from RefSeq and is a predicted model, not a curated record. NCBI's taxonomy places the organism in Eukaryota, Viridiplantae, Streptophyta, Magnoliopsida, Brassicales, Brassicaceae.